AUGGUCCUUCCAAUAUAUGAACAAGAUUAUCCAAUACUAUUAGGUGGACCAUUAGAAGAGCCGUAUCGUUUCAACCACGUUGUAUUUCAUUGGGGAAAAAGCGAUAAUCUUGGAAGUGAACAUGCGAUAAACGGAAAAAAAUUUCCUUUAGAAAUACAAGCGGUUCAUUACAAUGAUAAUUAUGACUCGUAUUCUGAAGCGUUAAAUUCACCAAAUGGAAUUGCGAUAGUAUCAUAUCUUUUUAAUAUAAACGAGAAAACUACUGGUGAUUUAGCCUUAGAUCUUAUUCAAAAACCAUUUGAAAUGUUGGCAAGUGUACCUACAGGUGAAGUUGAAUUGGAUUACGCUUUUCCAAUCUCUUUGUUAACACCGCCUAUUUAUAAACGAUAUGUAACCUACAAUGGGUCUUUAACGUUACCGCCCUGCAGCGAAAACGUUAUUUGGAUCGUUAAUUAUAAACCAAGAUCAAUAACGAUGUUGGAAAUGGAAAAAUUUCGAAUGUUAUACAAUAAUAGCGAGGGCCUUAUCAAUAAUUUUCGACCGCUUCAAAUGACUAAUCAAAGAGAUAUUUAUAUUGUUAAAUAA
Molecule: messenger RNA, 585 nt
Organism: Onthophagus taurus
Lineage: Eukaryota; Metazoa; Arthropoda; Insecta; Coleoptera; Scarabaeidae
Product: carbonic anhydrase 1-like
Cellular component (GO): cytoplasm
Molecular function (GO): carbonate dehydratase activity; zinc ion binding
Source: RefSeq, a predicted model, not a curated record